UGGGCGGUCUUAGGGAGUGAGGUCGAUUUUGAAUGUCGCGGGGUGAUUCUUCAGAAAGCGCCGACGUGGAAGUUGAGCCGUAAAAGUUGAUGGUGAAUGGAAAGGAUAAUCCAGGUUAGAAGGAUGUUAGAUCGAAGCGGAAUAAUGCUGAUGAAGUGAAGACUGUGUUCGGAAAAUAUCUCACAGUUUAUGUCCUCCACUGAAGUGAAGUUUGUUACUGUGAGGUCUUUUUCUUGUUUCCAUCUGUUGCUGGAUGGGCAAACUAUUAUCAGACACUGAUGAAGGAUUGAAGGGAAAAAUUAAAAAAUUUCGUCCGCCUCCAAUGAUUGUGAAAGACUGUUCUCAAAACAUAUGAACCCACCCUCGUAUAUCCCGAUAACAUACGCGAAGAUGAUAUUCGUGAUAAUGCAUUUGUGCUUAUGAUACAGUAUAUUUGAAGUUACCAGUAAAAUGAAAUUGAAGAAUUUUACAAAUUGAUGCUUCUCUUAGCUCGCGUCAAGCACUUCAUCCUCUACGAUGGAGCCGCCCGCGAGCAGCGUGUAUAUAAUUCAGGGGGAAAUGACAAUAAUAAUGACAGCAAUGCGGCGGACGCCAAUGUGGUCAUCACAGACUCAACAGGAUGCUGCCCAGGAAGGACUUCUGAAUUCUUUCUACGAUCUCGGCGAAUCCCUCGUUUUCGUAGAAAAUUUACAAGAAUUGGAUCCCAACAUGUUUCUUGGCCCAUUCCUUGACGUGAUUCGUUCCGAAGAUACUACUAACGAAGCAUCGUCUUCUGCUGCCGUUCAACAUAUUGCUGACGCUGUUACGCACGCCAGAUUCGUUGGCACUGAUCCUGCAAAUGAUGAAGUCGUACUUAUGAAAAUUCUGCAAGUGUUGAGAACGCUGCUACUCGCAGAUGUUGGAUGCCUUUUAACAAACGAAAGCGUUUGUGAAAUCAUGCAAUCGUGCUUUCGUAUAUGCUUUGAAACGAGGCUUUCAGAGCUUCUGCGGAAAUCAGCAGAGCACACUCUAGUUGACCUUGUGCAGCUCUUGUUCGCGCGACUUCCUAGUAUGUCUGAAGAUAAUCGUGUUGGGGGCAAGGCCCUGAAGAUGAAGACUGGCUCAAUCGACACUGGUAGACGAAAAAAGAGAAAAGGCUUUUUGGCGAACGAAGAUAAAACUGUGUCGAAGCCUGCAGGGAAACCCGACCUCACUCUGACUACGCCGAAUGGCGGUGAGGCAGUUUUCAAGUCUGAUGAUGUCAAUCCUACCACUCCUACCGUGCUAAAUGCACCCAAUGCAGUUCAGCAUCUGUCAACAACUCCUCAGCCAGUAUCUGGAGACGUAAUACGAAUGUCUGAAUCUCCACGAGUGGAAACCAUCGCAGAAUUCCCAGAAAGUGCGGCUUUGUCAGUUCUGGCCGAAACCCCGACGACGGAAUCGCCUGGCUCUAUGGAAACGUUUAUAAAUCAGCAAGGCGUGAAAUUUACUUCCGACGGAGAAACCAAUGCCGACGAAACACUUCUGGUACCCUAUGGUUUACCGAGUGUUCGUGAGCUUCUGAGCUUUCUUUCGGCUCUCAUCAACCCGGUGGACAAAACACAAACUGAUGUAAUGAUUCACACUGGACUGAAUAUGAUCGCUGUUGCUUUGGAAAUUGGGUCCGAGUCGAUCGAGACAUUUCCGUCUUUGUUGUCCAUUGUCAAGAAUGAUUUGUCUCGUCAUAUCGUAGCGCUCCUCAGCAAGGAUCGAGUGUCUAUGUUUGCCGCAGUGAUCCGAGUUUUUCCUCCUUUUCGAAGCACUGAGAACCCAUUUGAAGCUUCAGUUGGAGAUGUUUUUAGUCAAAUUGAUGGACGUUAUGUUAUUGUGCGGAUGUGGCGCAUUCCUGGUCUCGUUACCGAACUCUACUUGAACUUUGACUGCGAUGUAUUCUGCACGAAUUCGUUCGAGGAUCUGACAAAAAUGUUGUCAAAGAACGCUUUCCCGAUGAGUGGAAUGUACACGACUCACGUGUUGUCGCUGGAUGCCCUUUUGACGGUGAUUGAGGCAAUUGAGCAUCAUUGUCAGUUUCGUGUGGCCCAUCCCCCGGGAAGCCAGGAGACUAGCACCAGCAAAAAGGAAGACACGGUUGAGACGCAUUCGUUUAUUCAUUCACCACCAGUCCUGUCCAAGUCUCCUCCUCAGAUUUAUGCGAAACGUCGUCGAAUGCCAUCAGUGACGGAGUUGCCGUCGCACGAAGCGCUGAUGGCGGUCAAGCAUAAGAAAAAGGUUCGCGUUUUGAGUGCUUUCAUGGUUUCUUAG
Messenger RNA from Notodromas monacha, 2280 nucleotides. The record is from the annotation of a GenBank genome assembly. Lineage: Eukaryota; Metazoa; Arthropoda; Ostracoda; Podocopida; Cyprididae.